Messenger RNA from Cylicocyclus nassatus, 1297 nucleotides. NCBI's taxonomy places the organism in Eukaryota, Metazoa, Nematoda, Chromadorea, Rhabditida, Strongylidae. The record is from the annotation of a GenBank genome assembly.
AUGUCAGAUUUGCGUUCAUCAUUCAUGUUCGAUUAUCUAUCGAUGACUACCGCAAUCGUGCGCCGUGUUGUUCGAUCCUACCUCAAGUCACGUUCAGGGAGUCCACAGGACGUCGCAAAACUUACAAUGCAGGAAAAUGACUGGUUGAGCACAUGUCCGAUGUCAAGUAUCAUUCUCGACGAUGAUUUUUUACAACCGAGAAAUGCUGAAGAAGUUCGACGUUGUGUCGUCAUUGAUGCACCAAAUAUCAUGCACAUCACGAAAACGGAUCAUGAACCUGACAAAGCAAGCUCUGCUGGUCUACUUGCCCUUAUACGAUACUUUGUCAAAAAUAAUUUUGAUGUCAUUGCUGUAUCACAGCGAAAGUAUACAUUGGAUGCAACUGUUACGCACAAGUUUGCCGUCGAAAAGCUGGAACGUAUGGGACUAAUUCAUUUGGUUGAUGGGCAUGAAUACGAUGACAUUAUCACACUGGAGAUCGCCUUUGCUUCCGAUGGUGUGAUCAUCUCGAACGACCAGUUCAUGGAUCAUAUGCAGUCAUCGGAUCGCUAUCUUCGAUUGUUGGAAAGAUGCAUAUCUGUUGAACCAACUCGCGUUGCACCAGAAGAACGCUAUACUUUGUCAUUGAAUGGUCACUGUCUUGCGGAGCAUACGUUUGGGUUCAGAAGGCGAAAUGUUCCUAAAGCCUUGGUUGACCAAAACCCUGCAAACACUUUACAUGAAGCGUUCUUUUCAACACCGGAUAAUCGAAGACACGAGAUAGUCAUGGAGCAUCGUGAGAAUUGGACGGAAGAUCACCGAGACAAGAUCAUCGCCACUAUUGAUGAACUUCUAGCACAGAUACGAAGUAUUGUGUGAUCAGAACCUCGCUCUUUUUUCACGCUUUUGUGGCUUUAAUCCGCUUCAUUCGGCUAACAAACAAUCUGACACUAAUCCAAUUUUCUUUGUAAAUAUAAGAAUUGUUUAUUGGGCGUCUGUAAAUAAUAGCCGAAGUUUUAUGCUUGAUCUCAAUAUAUCUGCAAAGCUGUUGAAGAAGCCUUACGAGUCACUGUGUAGGUAGCGCGCAUCAGACAGCUCUAGGAUAUCGUUGAAGUUGACGAUCUGUGAGAAGAGGCGGCGGGUUCAGAUAAGAUGAACUUUGAAACACUUAUGUUCUGACUGGUAAUCUUUUUAUGGCAGCGGGUUCAGGAGCUGUUCAUAACGUCCAAGUUCUACGAUCUCUGAUUUUGAUUCUGACUCUGUAUCCCUCUGAUUUACUCAAAACAACGCGCUAAACUUUCGAUCUUUUUGAAAUGCA